AUGUCUGUGAUCAUGUCGUCUCUCAUGGGCCUGCUGAAUAGGCUCCUUCCUUUUGCCACACCUGGAACUCCAGUCUAUCAAGACGUGGUUCAUCUCGGCCUUCUGGCGGUACUUCUGUACUAUGCGCCACAAAUCCAACAACACCUCGAGCAACGAAGACAAGGCGCCACAGAACAAGAAGGACGGCAGAUUCACGAUGAGCCCGCAAUUCCGGAAAACGGGGCAUUUCACCAGCCCGGUGUGGACGAUGUCAUAGAACCUGAGGACGACCAUGUCCGACAGUUCCCAGGUGGCAAUGAAGGCGCCCACGAUGAAAACAACAAUGACCAAAUGCCUCCCUUGCGAGAUCAUGCACCUGUCGAUCCACCAGUCGAAGCAGGCCCCGCGAAUCCCGCGGCAGCUCGUGUGCCUCCACAGCAUCGCAAUAUAGGCGCCAAGAAAGCCAAAUCUCUGGCCAAAAAGGACCAACGACGCGCAUAUCACGAAUUCCAACGCUCUCAGGGAGAUGUUCAACGUGCGCGUGAUGCCGAAGGUGCUGCUGAGAGGGAAGCUGCACAGGCUGCGGAACAGGCCCGACGCAAAGCGAACGAGGCUAAAUUGGAGGAGAAGAAAGCAAAGGAACGUGAGAAGCGGAGAGAGCAGGAACGCAGGCAGCGAGAGGAAGAAAUUCAGAGGAGAGAAAGGGCUGUUAGGAUCGUGAGAGAGGAGCUGGGGGAAAGUAGAAUGUGCAAUCUGUUUGAUGUGGCGAGAGACGUGGGUGGCGAUCAUGAUGAUGUUUCACUUGAAAAAGUGUUGAACGCGGCGGGAGUACUGGGAAAAGGCGUUGAUGGUGCACUCACGAUGGUCACUAGCACGGGCUGGAUUGUGAGAGUGAGUGAGGAUGACAUGAGACGCGCUUAUGCCACGACGGCGUCGACAUUCGAGGGAGAUAUCAGCUAUGAGCAGCUGGGAAAAGUACUGCAACAGGUGUUGAAAGAGAAAGAUUGAUUGGGUCCGCUGAACUAAGUCUAAUGAGGGGCCUACCAUCCACCAUAUCCAUGGAUCACACCUACAAUACUUACCGCCUGUAGGACUCGAUGAUCUGGCUCUCCGCAGUUCCACGAUAGUCCCAAUCAUCCUCAUCCUCCUCCUCAUAGCAGUCGAAGUCUUGCUCUCGGGAGUAGAUCGAUGAAGGCGUCAGAACACGCCUCGCAUGCUGUGACUGACGAGACAGUCGGAGGCCUUCAUGGGGAGCACAGAAAGGCAUUUCAGCUUGUCGAAACGGCUCCCCGUCUUCCAUCCGCGAGUAGAUCGAAGACGCCUGUGGAGGAGUAUGCCGUGGUGUCUGCAGGACGCGUGCAUCCGGCGUCUCAACAACAGAUUCAUCCCAGCAUGAUGGACCAGCAUCACGCGCGAUACAAUCCAUGUACGUAUCAGCAGCAGCAGUAGCAGCAGACUGCGGCGGCGUAGCAACACACGCUUCUCGUUCUCCUCUGGCACGAUCCACAUCCCCCGCAGCUUCAAUAUACCGAUCAAUAUAAUC
Sphaerulina musiva SO2202 is the source of this 1522-nucleotide messenger RNA. RefSeq lists its product as uncharacterized. Lineage: Eukaryota; Fungi; Ascomycota; Dothideomycetes; Mycosphaerellales; Mycosphaerellaceae. The transcript has a single exon. The record is from RefSeq and is a predicted model, not a curated record. Bases 1 to 987 code for a protein of 328 amino acids.